AUGUGUCCAGAAAACGUAGAUUUAUUUUCCGCAAUUAGUCUUUCUGCGAACACUGUUGCUCGUAGGGUUGAACAUAUUGAAAGAAAUAUUAAAUCACAGCUAAAAGACAAAGCCAGCAAGUUUGUAUGCUUUUCUGUUGCACUUGAUGAGUCAAUUGAUGUAUCAGACACAUCCCAAUUGUUAUUGUUCAUCAGAGGAAUAAAUGCCAAUUUUGAGAUUACUGAGGAACUUGUAUCUGUGCACAGCAUGCAUGGAACAACAACAGGCAUAGAUAUUUUUAGAGAAGUGGAAAAGUCAGUGGCUGAGUAUAAUUUGGAAUGGAAAAAACUAAAAUGCAUAACAACAGAUGGUGGCAGAAAUAUGUGUGGAACCAAAAAGGGCUUAGUUGGGCAAAUUAACAAAGUAAUUGAGAAUUCCGGUGGAUUGAAACCUUUGGUAUUGCAUUGUAUUCUUCAUCAGCAAGCACUGUGUGGAAAGCAUCUUGAUUUAUCAUCUGUAUUAGAUCCUGUGAUUUCCACUGUUAACUACAUAAGAUCUCAUGGACUCAAACAUCGCCAAUUUCGUGAUUUGGAGGAGGAAAUGAAUGCUGAGUUUCCAGACCUACCUUACUAUACUUCAGUGUUGCUCAAAGACAGUGAAUGGCUCUGGAAAUUAGCAUUUUCAGCCGAUUUAACUAUGCAUCUCAAUGAUUUCAACCUACGGAUACAAGGUGAAACUUCACUCAUCUGUGAUUUGUACUCAAAGGUGAAAGCUUUUCGUAAGAAAUUAAUACUAUUUGAAAGUCAGUUAACAAGAAGCUGCUUUACUCAUUUUUCACGAUGUGACAAAUAUAGACAGGAAGCUGCCACUCCAUUUCCAAACUUGUUUGCUCAAGAUGUCAUUUUAGCUUUGAAGAACGUUUUUCUGAUCUUGAUGCAUGUUCUUCAAAACUAA
Octopus sinensis (East Asian common octopus) is the source of this 933-nucleotide messenger RNA. RefSeq names its product general transcription factor II-I repeat domain-containing protein 2-like. The coding region runs from base 1 to 933 and encodes 310 amino acids. The record is from RefSeq and is a predicted model, not a curated record. The transcript is spliced from 2 exons. Lineage: Eukaryota; Metazoa; Mollusca; Cephalopoda; Octopoda; Octopodidae.